AUGCGCUUCGACAUUCGCAGGCUCACGGAGCAAUCUGAGGCUUUCCCAGAGGAAGACGAAGGCCUACGCUUUCGACAGUUCCUGACGGUGAAAGGACCUCCCAUCUUCAUAGUGGCCGUGAUGCUGCCAGCCUUCAUGAGGACCUUCGACCUAGAGCCCCAAGCUCGCUGUGCUCUGAUCAUGCUUGGGGUCUUGACACUCAGCCUGUUCGAGCUCAUGCCACUGUUCUGCGUGGCACUCUUUAUUCCAGUCCUCGGGAGCAUUUGCGCAGUCUUUGGCGAGGCACGCACGAUGCUUACGACCUCGACGCUGCUGCUAGCUUCAUUUUUCAACCAGACAUCCUUCCUGGUGCUGGGGAGCCUUGUCAUCAAUGCUGUGUUUGAGAAGUGUGGAAUUCUCGAUUACUUGACCUCAUCACUCCUUCGGCGAUGGCGGCUGGAUAGCAAAAGCUUCCUGUUAGUCAUCAUGCUCUCCACCAUGGCUGCCUGCUCCGUCCUAGUUUCGGGCUCCAUUGUCGUGAUGGCUGCUCUGAAGCCACUUCUAAUGAAGAGAGGCUUAGGGCAGUUGGAGGUGCCUGUCAUCAAGCGGCUGUUGCUGGGCGUGGCCUUCUCCGCAAACACAGGCUCCAUCCUCCUUCCCAUCUCCAGUCCCGUCUCGCUCAUCACGGUGAGUCUGUUGCGGGACUUCGACCACAAACUCUCACUGUGGACUUGGUUCUUCAUGGCGGCCCCGAUUGCCGUUCCGGUGACUGUUGCGUCCUGGUGGGUGCUGUGUUACCUCUAUCCCGCAGAGCAUGAUGGGGAAGAAGCUGUCAUGAAGACGGUUGAGGAGGGCUUGGAGGAGAGCCCUGAGCCGGCGCUCUCCCGGCAGGUGAGCAUGAGCCAUGCGUCUGAGGUGCAGAUGACGCAGGGCCACUGGUUUAUGCUUGCAGCUUCCUGCCUUGCAGUUCUCGGGAUGACGAUCUUUGCGGAGGUCUUGGAGCCGGUACUGGGCCACCCGGCCAUCCUUGCACUCGCUGUAGUGGUACUUGCUUUCGGGAGUGGCUUCCUCUCACGAGACGAGUUCCUCUGCCUGGAGUGGGACUUGUUGGCCAUUGUUGGAGGCACCAAUGUCAUGGCGCUGAUGGUCCGAGAGACGGCUCUGGCGGCCAAAGGUUCCGCCCUCAUGACACAGGCUGGUCUCAUUGGCAGCUUGUCGUUUUGGCCCUUCACCGCGUUGGUGAUCUCCACGCUUCUGAUAUUUGGUACCUUUUGCGGCCACCAGCUUUCUGGUGUCAUUGCGCUUCCCUUGCUUGUGGCGCUGGGCGUGAAACUGGAGGCAGCAGAGCUUUUCGCGAUGCUGUGUGCCCUUUCAAUCCCGCUUGGGAUGGGUAUGCCAAGCUGCUCCUUCGACAACAUGGCCUCUCAGAGCCUAUCUCGAAGUUUGAAGCGCAAGGGGGCUGAGCUCUAUGUUCGUGAUUACUUCUGGAGCGGUAGUGCCACGGCGAUCUGUGGUGCCGUCCUCAUGCUCACACUGGGCUUUGGGAUCGGCUGCUUGCAGCAUGGCAUCCCCAAGCCGCCCAGUGAGGUACGACGGGAGCGCACCCCCGAGGAGUUGGAGCCGCAGGUGGUCAAGGAGAACCGUGUGCUGGAUUUGUUUCAGGACUUGGCCGCCAGCUCGCUGGAUGUCAGAGCUCAGCUCGCGAUGCGGAGUCUGCAUCUGCCGCAAAUGCCACAAAGCAUCUUGGAUGACGGAAGCCGGAGCAACGCCAGCAACGCCAGCAACGCCAGCAGCGCGAGCGGCGCGAACAACUCCUCUCCAAGCGGAUCCCUGAAAGCGAGAGGGCCUGGCCCGUCCUCGUUGGCACAGGCUUCCAGCUCGGCCGGGACAGAGUACGAGCUGCACCUGGAGCGCAGAAGCUUCUUGUCCUUGAAAUGCCAAAGCAAGGUAAUGCUGAUCUUCGUGGUCUUCCUGGGCCUAGGUUUCUGUGGGGUGGACCACUGCCUUGUGGGGAACUUCAUCCUGGGAACCUUGAAGCUACUGACCGUGGGCGGCUUCGGCUUCUGGUUCUUACUGGAUUGGAUGCUUAUUGUCUUCAAUUGCGUGAACCAGUACAGCACCCUCACAGGCUUUGGUUGGGAGGUGGUCUUCACGCCCUGCAGCAUCGAAGACGCUUGCAGGAUUGGACAGGUGACCUGCCUUCUUCACGCCCCCUUUGUUCUCACCUUGCUGAAGGCCAAGCUCAGCGGACGGUCCGUGCAGUCUUCCGUGCAGCAACCGGCAGCCAGCACGGUGGCUUUCCUGAGACAGAAGGGUCUCGUCUCAGAGUCACCGGCGCAGUGGGAGGUGGAUCAUGUUUUCGAAGCCCUGGACAAGAAUCGCGAUGGGAUUGUCACUGCCACGGAGCUCAAGGAAGGUCUCGCUGCCCUGGGCUGCGAGAUCACCGACGAGCAAGUCUCCCAGCUUCUGGCUUCGGCUGCCGGUUCAGAGCCGGGCCGCUCAGAGGGUAUCAACCGGUCCGAGCUGGGAGCCCUCCUCACAAGCAGCCAGCACAUCAUUUCGAGGAGGGCAUCCAAGCAGGUCGCUUCUGCUUCAAGCGAAGGAUGA
Symbiodinium pilosum is the source of this 2586-nucleotide messenger RNA. Lineage: Eukaryota; Dinophyceae; Suessiales; Symbiodiniaceae. The record is from the annotation of a GenBank genome assembly.